Messenger RNA from Bacidia gigantensis, 993 nucleotides. RefSeq lists its product as uncharacterized. Lineage: Eukaryota; Fungi; Ascomycota; Lecanoromycetes; Lecanorales; Ramalinaceae. The transcript has 3 exons. The record is from RefSeq and is a predicted model, not a curated record. Gene Ontology annotation, molecular function: protein binding. The coding region runs from base 1 to 993 and encodes 330 amino acids. Gene Ontology annotation, cellular component: cytoplasm. Gene Ontology annotation, biological process: regulation of translational initiation.
AUGGCUAUGUCAGAGGACCUGUUGAACGAAAUCGAGGCUAUCAAUUCUAUCUACGGUCCAGAAAGCCUCCAAGAGCUGCCCAAUGAAGAGACAUUCAUUCUCACAAUACCUGACAAAGACGUCAGGAUCCGCUUACGAUUCCCAAAUACUUACCCUCGAGAUCCCCCGCAAGCGAUCGGCGUAGAAAGUACGGGGUCUGAUACGCGCAAAGGGUACGGAGUCAAGGCUUUAGACAUUGCACAGACUCUGCUACGGGAGCUCUUCGUACCUGGUUCCGUCGUCAUCUUCAGCCUCGUGGACGAAUUGCAGUCACGUUCAAUCUCUACUACUGAUGAUACAGAUCAGGGGGGAGUCACAGCUCUCGACAUUUCUAAUAUUCAAGAGCAAACGUUAUCUACUUCUGUAUCUCCUGAUCAGAUUGUAGCGCCACUGUGGUAUCUUUCUAACUCGAUAACGGAAAAAAAGUCAACGUUCCUAGGACGAGCUGCGUUUGUAGAGUCACCUGUUGGCGCUCGUGAAGCACUACAGCACUUGCUCUCUACUGACAAAAAGGCUGAGCGAGCUACGCAUAACAUCUAUGCCUUCCGGAUAAGAGAGUCUCGGAACGCGGCAGUGACGUUCCAAGACUGUGACGACGAUGGCGAGACAGCUGCCGGGGGCUUAGGUCCAGAUCGCUUCAGGCUCAUCAAUCAAGUCGCACGAGGUGCUGUAGCUGAAGCACAUCCGCCCACUACGAUUACUGUGGGUACAUUCGAUGCCUCAUACAUCGGCUUACGCUUUCUGCAAGCCGACGGGUCGGAUGCUGCACCCCAGAUUCUCAGUAAAUCAAAUGCCGCUCCAUCUUCUUAUCCGGGAAGAGACCGCCAGAUUGAGAGCAUGCGAGAAAUGGCGGUAAUACCGAUAGUCUGUUCAGCACGUUGGAGGGCGAAUCAAUACAUUGCCGACGCGCGCGCAACUUCGACGGAAAUAUAUUGUCUUAUAGUGACUACAUAG